This is a messenger RNA of Athalia rosae (coleseed sawfly), 1061 nucleotides long. RefSeq names its product mitotic spindle assembly checkpoint protein MAD2B (gene PolZ2). NCBI's taxonomy places the organism in Eukaryota, Metazoa, Arthropoda, Insecta, Hymenoptera, Athaliidae. The record is from RefSeq and is a predicted model, not a curated record. Gene Ontology annotation, cellular component: zeta DNA polymerase complex. Bases 277 to 894 code for a protein of 205 amino acids. The transcript has 4 exons.
AAAUAUCUUAAUCAUUUACACCAAAAUAAUAUCAAAAUAAGUCUGCUAGUCGUUGAUGACCAACUGUGUGGACGUUGCCAUAUGCAAUAGUGAGGAUAGUUCAACGUUAGUUCACCCCAGGUUCACCCAUUGGAGUAUAGGAAUCAAUUCUUUACGACCGCAAUAACCUAAAUGCAGGUGACAGCUUGUCAUACUGACAACUAAAAGCUUUCUGCGAAUGGAUAAAAACUACUCUGGAAAAAUCGCAGGUAGCUUUAAUCAAGCCGGUGUGACAGUAUGUCACAACAACAAAUAGUUGGCACGGAUAUUUUAUUGGAGUUUUUAGAGGUGGCAUUUCACCAAAUACUCUUUGUCAGGAAUUUGUAUCCGAAGGAGAUAUUUGUACGUAAACAAAUCUAUGGCAUUGGUGUACAGAUCUCUGAGCACCCAGAAUUAAAUUCGUACAUCAAGGAAGUGCUUAAUUCUAUCAGGGAACUGAUUAGGCAUGAAGAGAAUUGCAUCAGAAAAAUAGUUCUUUGUUUUUACAAGGAAGAUCGAACACCUGUGGAACAAUUUGUGUUUGACCUAUCAAAUUUACGAGCAAAUCUUGCGGUACAAGAUCCAUUUUUUUUAAAAACGGAAGAAUCUUUGAGGACCUUAUGCCUGAAAUUGUCGACUUCUGGAUCAUAUUUGAAGCCACUUCCGCAGAACACAACAUUUUCCAUCCAAAUUCACACUCAUGAAGCAGCACAUGUUUCUCUGAGUGAAAAUCCAAAAUGUGAUAAUUUUCCAUGGAUUGAAGUUGAAGGCGAGACAGUCAGUAUAAAGGAGCAGACUUUGCUACCCCUAAAGACAAUCGACACAGAAUACUUGAAACUUCAAAUGUAUGCACUAGAAAAUGAAGGUAAGACUUGAAAAUAGUUGGAGAGAUUCCGAUUGUAAGAUUUUCAUUUCAAUGAAUGAACAAUGCACUUGUACGUUAUUUGUCAUUGUGAAUAUUCCAAGGCAUCUUUAAUAUAUUCUGGAUGUGGUGAUCUACUAUUCAAUUUCCUCUUGAAAUAAAUAUAAUAUACACAACAAAA